Oncorhynchus mykiss (rainbow trout) is the source of this 492-nucleotide messenger RNA. The record is from RefSeq and is a predicted model, not a curated record. Lineage: Eukaryota; Metazoa; Chordata; Actinopteri; Salmoniformes; Salmonidae.
AUGGUAGCAGAAGGGGACAUCAUAUUCAAUGCACAGGAUCCAGAACUACCUCCAUACUUCAUAUUUGGGGAGGACACAGAAUUCCUGCCAGAACCCUCGGAACUCCUGCACCUGGUCCAGUGGGAUGCGGGAGACGCGGAGUGCCUGCUGCAGCUGGUGAAGGAGCUGAUCCAGCAAUACCACCAGUACCAGUGCCAGCGUCUACGCGAGAGCUCCCGGCUGGUCUUCGAGUACGAUAGCCUGCUCAAGGACCUCAACUAUUGCAGGAGCAUGGAGAUCUACACCGGGCACAAGAACAGCUGGGCAGUGGAGUUCUCCGCUCGCUUCCUGCUCAAGCUCCCUGUGGAUUUCAUCGACAUCCCCAUCUAUCUCCUCAAGGAUACAUUGUUGGACCCUGGGGAAGACAUGGCCCUUCUCUCCGUAAGCUUCAAAGACGCAGAGGCAACCCAGGUGUUCUUUAAACUCCACUUGUCCCCCAGCAUUGAACAGUAA